Babesia bigemina is the source of this 258-nucleotide messenger RNA. RefSeq lists its product as hypothetical. The record is from RefSeq and is a predicted model, not a curated record. NCBI's taxonomy places the organism in Eukaryota, Apicomplexa, Aconoidasida, Piroplasmida, Babesiidae. The transcript has a single exon. Bases 1 to 258 code for a protein of 85 amino acids.
AUGAAGAUCAACGUUGCCACUGUUUUCCGCGCCCUCUUCUUCGUCCUUCUUUCCGUUGUCCUUCAUGUGCAGGGUAAAGGCCGUUCCUUUGCUCUGGGCAAGGCCCGUGACCACGCCUCUGGCAAGUCUGGUGCCUACAAGGGACUCAGGUACACUUCCGGUCACCGCGGCAAGACCCAGUCCGCUGUCUGCGACGACAACUUCUACUGCCCUGGUGCGCCAACCUUGGCCAAGCUGGGUGCAGCCAUCCCCUUCUAA